UCGGUAACAAUUGUGUACAAGCCACCUAGCUAAUAAAAAUACUGGGGCUUGCGGUCAUUAGUUACAUUUCAACCACAGCGAUUCCCCAAAUGAGGCGCAACAGAGUUCAACAGCGAAUCCAGGAACACCGGAAAUAAUAACUAAACCAACGAGAAAUGGUGGAGUCUACCAUAACGAAGAGAGACAUUUUUUCCGAAUAAACGUGCUGAGUGAAAAACGUAAUUACAAAGCUCACUCCCUACCAGUGACAGUACGUUGACUAACUGUUCAAGACCCUUCACUUCACUUCACUCUACUGCAGGGUGGGAGAUGCAACAAUGGCCUUGAGAACAGCAGGAAGUGUGUUGGUGGUCUUUCUCUGGUCUGUAACAGUGGUACUGGGUCAGGAUGGCUGGAGUGUGACGUACACCACUCAGAGUAUCUGUGCCUUGAAAGGGUCAACAGUGGAGAUGUCCUGCUCUUACACAUAUCCCAGAGGUCAUACAAUCACAACAACCUUCUGGUUCACUAAAAUGUAUGCUGGGGAGAAUUAUGUAAGUCUGAGUGAUGACCCAGACUACAAAGGACGUGUGACAUACCGUAAGGAUAAAGAGAAUGGUCACACCCUGUCAAUCACAGACCUGAGAGAGAGUGACUCAGCUACGUACAUGUUCAGAUUUACAGAUCAGACUGGAGGAUGGAGAUAUACUGGCAAUCCUGGAGUCACUCUGUCUGUCACAGGUCUUCAGGUGAAGUGGAUUGUUGGAUUUUGGUAUAAUACACUGACCUGUAUCACCACGUGUACUCUGACUGACAACCCCACCUACAUCUGGUAUAGGAACGGACACAAAGUAAAGGAUGCCACUUCUAGCUCGUACCCAGACUCCUUUAGUGAUGCAGACAGUUACUCCUGUGCUGUAAAAGGCCAUGAGGAUUUCUACUCUCCUGCACUGUGUCAGAAUUGUUGGAGUGUGACUUACACCCAUCAGAGUAUCUGUGCCUUGAAGGGGUCAACAGUGGACAUAUCCUGCUCUUACACAUAUCCCAGUUAUCAUGAAAUCAAAAAAGCUUUCUGGUUUACUAAAUGGUCUGAUAUGGAUGCUGAAGAUCUGAGCUCAGUACCAGGGUAUGAGAGUCAUAUAGAGUACCUUGGGGAUAAGGAGAAUGACUGUACCCUGAGAAUCACAGACCUGAGAUUGAGUGACUCUGCUGGGUACAGGUUCAGAUUGAUAACAUCCGGAGACAAGUUUGCUGGCUCACCUGUCUCCCUGACUGUCAUAGAUCUUCAGGUAAAGAUUACAACUUCACUGCUUUCAAGAUGGGUGACCCUGAACUGUGGCACGUGUACUCUGACUGACAACCCCACCUACAUCUGGUAUAGGAACGGACACAAAGUAAAGGAGGACCCUUCCAGACUGUACUCAGCCUACAUUAGUGAUACAGACAGUUACUCCUGUGCUGUAAAAGGCCAUGAGAAUCUCCACUCUCCUGCAUUGUGUGUCCGUGGUCAGGACUGUUGGAGUGUGACUUACCCCCAUCAGGGAGUCUGUGCCUUGAAAGGGUCAUCAGUGGACAUAUCCUGUACUUAUGGCAGUGGUUAUGAUACUGUCACAUCAUCACUCUGGUUUAGUCCUAAACAUAGUGACAGCUGGAGUGAUAAGUCGAUACCUGAGGACCUAACCACAGACCAUGGGUAUGCAGGUCGUGUGGAGUAUGCUGGAGAGAAGGAGAGAGGUCACUCCACCCUGAGACUCACAGAUCUGAGAGAGGAGGACUCUGCUGAGUACAGGUUCAUAUUCACCACACAGACCUCAAGAUGGGGGUACAGCUUCCCUGGAACAACUCUGACUGUCACAGGUCUUCAGGUGCGGUUUAAGGAUCCAACCAACAUCAUAGAGGGAAAGUGUCUUCAUCUGUUCUGUGAGUCCAUAUGCUUUCUGCAGGACAACCCCUCUUACAUCUGGUACAAGAACGGACAACGUCUGAUCAGACAUGAGACCAAGUACCUGAUCCUAGACCCAGUCAGCAGUGAGGAUGCAGGCAGAUACUCCUGUGCUGUAGAAAACCAUGAGGAUCACCCCUCUCCUGAAGAGACUCUCACUGUCACAUAUAAACCAAGGAGCACCUCAGUGUCAGUCUGUCCCUCUGGUGGAAUAGUGGAGGGCAGUUCAGUGACUCUGACCUGCAGCAGUGAUGCCAACCCACCUGUGGACAAGUACACCUUGUACAAGAAAAUGUCAAUAAAACAUUCUGGACAGAUAUACACCAUCCAUAAUAUCAGCUCUGAGGACAGAGGAGAAUAUUACUGUGAGGCUAAGAAUGAAGUUGGAGCUGAAAUAUCAAAGCGUGUUACUGUAAAUGUUUUGUAUCAACCAAAGACCACCUCAGUGUCAGUCAGUCCCUCUGGUGAAAUAGUGGAGGGCAGUUCAGUGACUCUGACCUGCAACAGUGAUGCCAACCCACCUGUGGACAAAUACACCUGGUACAAGAAGAACGUAACCUCACCAAAAGCAUCAGGACAGAGUUAGAGCAUCACUAACAUCAGCUCUGAGGACAGAGGAGAAUACUACUGUGAGGCUGAGAAUAAAUAUGGACGUCUCAACUCUUCUUCUGUGUUUGUGGACGUUUAGUGUAAAUACACCUAAUCUUCUUGUAUUCAUUGAUAAUCACACAGGUCAACAACAAUAAAUAAUCAUUAGUAACCUUACACACUUAUCAUGCCAUAUGUUAUAGAAUUAGUAACCUUACACACUUAUCAUACCAUAUGUUAAAGAAUUAGUAAUCUUACACACUUAUCAUACCAUAUGUUAUAGAAUUAGUAAUGUUACACACUUAUCAUACCAUAUGUUAUAUAAUUAGUAAUGUUACACACUUAUCAUACCAUAUGUUAAAGAAUUAGUAAUCUUACACACUUAUCAUACCAUAUGUUAAAGAAUUAGUAAUCUUACACACUUAUCAUACCAUAUGUUAUAUAAUUUGUAAUGUUACACACUUAUCAUACCAUAUGUUAAAGAAUUAGUAAUCUUACACACUUAUCAUACCAUAUGUUAUAUAAUUAGUAACCUUACACACUUAUCAUACCAUAUGUUAAAGAAUUAGUAAUCUUACACACUUAUCAUACCACAUGUUAUAUAAUUAGUAAUGUUACACACUUAUCAUACCAUAUGUUAAAGAAUUAAAUAAAUAUUGAUUCAUUUU
This is a messenger RNA of Salvelinus fontinalis (brook trout), 3177 nucleotides long. RefSeq names its product B-cell receptor CD22-like. The record is from RefSeq and is a predicted model, not a curated record. The transcript is spliced from 11 exons. Bases 318 to 2507 code for a protein of 729 amino acids. NCBI's taxonomy places the organism in Eukaryota, Metazoa, Chordata, Actinopteri, Salmoniformes, Salmonidae.